AUGUACCAACUCCAUCUUAGACAGAGAGACAAUGUUCAAUGGCACAGGUAUGUUUGGAACAGACUUUCUACUCCUAAAUAUAGGUUCAUCCUGUGGCUAGCUACUCAAGAUAAGUUAAAAACCAGAACAAGAUUACAGAAAUUUGGAGUAGUUGAUGAUUGCAUAUGUCCAAUUUGUGGUUCUAGUCCAGAAACUAUGGAGCAUCUUUUCUUCAAAUGUGUGCUUAGCCACAAGGGUGGCACUGAGGUCAUGAAAUGGCUUGGUUUCUCCCACUGCAGGGAUGGGAUUGGACCACUCUUCAAAUGGCUGCAGAGAUCUGCAGGUACUGAAUUCAGAAGAGCUGUUGCUUACACUAAUACUGUUGCAUUAGUGUAUCAUGUUUGGAAAGCUAGGAAUGUUGUGAUUUGGAAGUUUCAGGUGCCCACUGUGCAAAACCUUGUCAAAGUUGUUCAAUCAGAUGUAAAGUGUAGGAUUCAGAAUCUUAUUGGUAGGAAAGUUCAAAGCAGAGAUGUGGACUGGUUCCAGAAGUUGUAA
This is a messenger RNA of Spinacia oleracea (spinach), 534 nucleotides long. RefSeq lists its product as uncharacterized. The record is from RefSeq and is a predicted model, not a curated record. Lineage: Eukaryota; Viridiplantae; Streptophyta; Magnoliopsida; Caryophyllales; Amaranthaceae. The transcript has a single exon. The coding region runs from base 1 to 534 and encodes 177 amino acids.